Molecule: messenger RNA, 930 nt
Organism: Quercus lobata
Lineage: Eukaryota; Viridiplantae; Streptophyta; Magnoliopsida; Fagales; Fagaceae
Product: zinc finger BED domain-containing protein RICESLEEPER 3-like
Exons: 2
Coding region: 1-930 (309 amino acids)
Molecular function (GO): protein dimerization activity; DNA binding
Source: RefSeq, a predicted model, not a curated record
AUGAUUGAGGCUUGUCUUAAGUAUCGAGAUGCAUUUUCUCACUUGAGUAGGAUUGAUAAAUACUUUCUCAAUUGCCCUUUAGAGGAGGAAUGGGAAAGGGUGGAGAAGAUAGCAAGGGUUUUGGAACCAUUUUAUGAUAUCACCAAGCUUUUCUCUGGGAAAAACUACCCCAUAGCCAACUUGUAUUUCCAUUGUGUUUGGAAGAUUCAGUUGUGUAUUAUGGAACAAUUGGAAGAUGAUGAUGCGAUAAUUAGAGCAAUGGAAAAAGAAAUGAAAGAAAAGUUUGAUAAAUAUUGGGAGUAUUACAGUCAUGUGCUAUCAUUUGCUGUCAUUUUGGAUCUUGGAUACAAGUUGCAAUGUGUAGAAUUUUGUUAUAGCAAGUUGUAUAAGCAGGAAGCAAUAUCUAUGGCAGCGAAUCUUCGUGAUACAUUGUAUGGCAUCUUUGAGGAAUAUAAGAAUUCUACUAGUGAUAUCUACAAUAUGGUUGAAGUAGCAUCCAGUAGUGGUGGAGUGCAUGGUCAUUAUGUUAGGCAUGAUGAUUUCUCUGGUUUUGAGACAUAUAAGAGUCAACUUAUUGGUUCAGAUUCAAGCAAGUCACCAUUGGAUUUAUACUUGGAAGAGGCUCGAUUUGACCAUAAGUUGCACAAGGAUUUGAAUGUUAUGGGGUAUUGGAAGUCUCAUAGUAAUCGUUUCCUAGAAUUUUCCUUGAUGGCAUGUGAUAUUUUGAGCAUUCCCAUUACUACUGUUGCCUCGGAGUCUGCAUUCAGUAUUGGUGGCCGCAUCCUUGAUAAGUUUUCCAAUUCUCUUUUGCCACAAACUGCAGAAGCUUUGUUAUGUGCUCUUGUACAUGAUUUUGAGGAAGAAAGCCUUGUGGAGGAUUUUGGCAACUUGUGCCUAUCUCAAUUUAGUUCAUAUGUUGAUAAGGAUUAG